AAGAACUCAUUUACCCACGUCGCCUUGCGCAUGCGGAAGUGCGUCACUGCCGUGACCUUGGUUUUCUUCUUCGCUUGGUUUGUUCGCGGCGCAGGAGACAAGCAUGGCGAAUAAAGAGCCUGGUGGUUUCCUGCAGCAGCUGCGGCAGAUCGCAGGCAGGAUGUCAUCUGGACCUCGAGGAGCCGGGCUCGGUAUCAAGCUGCUGAUCGGUGCCGGAGCUCUGGCCUAUGGAGUGAAGGAAGCCACAUACACAGUUGAAGGAGGCCAUAGAGCGAUCAUCUUUAACAGGAUCGGGGGGCUGCAGAUGGACAUGGUUCUGGCUGAGGGGCUCCACUUCAGGGUGCCCUGGUUCCAGUAUCCCAUCAUCUAUGACAUACGAGCCAGACCCAGAAAGAUCUCCUCACUCACAGGAAGCAAAGACCUUCAGAUGGUGAGCGUCACGUUGCGAGUUCUGUCCCGGCCGUUCGCAUCCAACCUGCCCCUCCUGUACCAGCGUCUGGGACAAGACUACGACGAGCGUGUGCUGCCCUCCAUCGUCAACGAGGUGCUGAAGAGUGUGGUGGCCAAGUUCAACGCCUCACAGCUCAUCACGCAGAGAGCGCAGGUGUCUCUGCUGAUCCGCAGAGAGCUGUUUGAGCGGGCCAAAGACUUCAACAUCAUCCUGGACGACGUGGCCAUCACCGAGCUCAGCUUCAGCCACGAGUACACGGCGGCCGUGGAGGCCAAGCAAGUUGCCCAGCAGGAGGCGCAGCGAGCUCAGUUCUACGUGGAGAAAGCCAAACAGGACCAGAGGCAGAAGAUCAUCCAGGCUGAAGGAGAAGCUCAGGCUGCCAAGAUGCUGGGCGAGGCCGUGACCAAGAACCCAGGCUACCUGAAGCUCAGGAAGAUCCGGGCGGCGCAGAACAUCGCCAAGACGGUGGCGCAGUCCCAGAACAAGGUGUACCUGAACGCAGACAGCCUGGUUCUGAACCUGCAGGACAAAGACAGCUUCAAUUUGUCGUUGUCAAAGUGAGAGCUGGUCUUUGCUUCGUCAUUCCUCCAAGCGGCUCCGGCCUCUUCUCACCUCGACUCAUCAGGUGUUCAGCAGUGGAUCCGUCCCAGCAUCGGUCUUAUCUAGUUAAACUGGACCUGGUUCAGUACAACUAAACAGCAUGCAUUUAAUUUAUCACUUAAGUUAAACAUGAUUCCUCACAAAAACCCGGCAGCUGUGGGAAAAAUAACUAGAACCAACACCAGAAUCUUUAAAGGGUCCAUUCAGUGAAAUCAGAUGAAGCCAACGUUUUCACUGACGAAGAGAAGAGUCGACUGGUAUUUACUGCUUUGAUUUGAUGCCACUUGUUGUGAAGUAGAUCAGGUUUACACAUCAUCCGAUAAAGUAACUUACUGCAGUCGAGGAACAGUUUGUGUUAUUGUUCAUGAUGAUAAACGCUACCGACUGUUUAAGUAAAUGAGUUUGUUGUAAAA
Messenger RNA from Betta splendens (Siamese fighting fish), 1464 nucleotides. RefSeq names its product prohibitin-2-like. Gene Ontology annotation, cellular component: mitochondrion; membrane. The transcript has 10 exons. Gene Ontology annotation, biological process: mitochondrion organization. The record is from RefSeq and is a predicted model, not a curated record. Bases 104 to 1012 code for a protein of 302 amino acids. Lineage: Eukaryota; Metazoa; Chordata; Actinopteri; Anabantiformes; Osphronemidae.